GAAGAAGACAAAAAUCAGAGAAUAUAGAGUCCAUUAUGAGUGAUGAGUGAUUGAGAAUCAUCAGCUCCAACUCCAUCUUUGUCUUAAAUUUUGGCCCAACUCAAACUCUUCUUCUUUUUUCUUACAACUUUCCGAGGACGCAAACACGUGUCCAGCAGGUCAAGCAGAAAAGUAACACGUGUAAAACACGUGGCUCAUAAAUCUGCACGAUGUUCACCAAUCACAAAACCCACACUUAUCUCAUUUCUACAAACACUACACUAUAAAAGAAGACCAAGCUCUCCAACAUCAACACGAGCAAAUAUCCAAAAACUUGUACAACAAAACAUCAUCAUCAUCAUCAACAAAAUUCGAGAUAAAAUCCCAAAACAUUGAAGAUGGUUGGAAUUGGAGUUCCAAUUUGCGUGGAAUGUGGAACGAGGAGCAACCCUUGCCGGUGCAAGGUGGUGGGGCCGACACUGGGGUUCGUGGCGUUUGCGGCGGCGGCGGUGGUUGAGUGGCCGGUGGGAGCUCUUGUCUAUUGCUUUCGCCAUUCAAAGGGUCGUAAAAUUAUGGGUCAUCCCGCUUCCGUCAUAUACCCUUCAGUCACCAAUGCCAUUCCCAUCUAAUCAAUUAUGUAUUAUUAUAAAUACAUAUAAUCUUUAUUCUAUGAUUUUCGGUAUGUUAUUUGUGACUCUAUGAUUAAUAUCUGUUAAUCAUAUAUUUAAUUUUGUAUCAAUACAUUAUAGAUGUAUAUUUAUUAUAUUUAUUAACGUUUUA
Molecule: messenger RNA, 759 nt
Organism: Vigna unguiculata (cowpea)
Lineage: Eukaryota; Viridiplantae; Streptophyta; Magnoliopsida; Fabales; Fabaceae
Product: cold-regulated protein
Source: RefSeq, a predicted model, not a curated record